Messenger RNA from Gastrolobium bilobum, 2078 nucleotides. Its product is annotated as ATP synthase subunit beta, mitochondrial. The coding region runs from base 54 to 1730 and encodes 558 amino acids. NCBI's taxonomy places the organism in Eukaryota, Viridiplantae, Streptophyta, Magnoliopsida, Fabales, Fabaceae. Gene Ontology annotation, molecular function: ATP hydrolysis activity; ATP binding; proton-transporting ATP synthase activity, rotational mechanism. Gene Ontology annotation, biological process: proton motive force-driven mitochondrial ATP synthesis; proton transmembrane transport. The record is from RefSeq and is a predicted model, not a curated record. The transcript is spliced from 9 exons.
CUUCUAACCCUAGCCCUCUUCACACACACUCUCUCUCUCUCCUCUCUCUGAAGAUGGCUUCACGCAGACUCGUAUCGUCUCUGAUUCGAUCUUCCCUUCGUCGAUCUACAUCGAAACCCUCGAUUUCUUCCUCGACAUCGAGGAUCUCUUCCUCUGGCCGUGCUUCACCGUACGGUUACCUCCUCAACCGCGUCGCCGAGUAUGCCACUUCGGCCGCGGCGGCUGCUGCCCCUCCUUCUCCACCUCCGGCAAAGAAGGAACCCGCCGGCGGCGGCAAGAUCACCGAUGAGUUCACCGGCAAGGGUGCGAUCGGCCAAGUGUGCCAGGUCAUUGGUGCCGUCGUCGAUGUCAGAUUCGAAGAGGGUUUGCCUCCGAUCCUGACCGCGCUUGAGGUUAUUGAUCAUUCUUCCCGGCUGGUGUUGGAGGUGGCGCAGCAUUUGGGUGAGGGAGUUGUUCGAACUAUUGCUAUGGAUGCCACUGAAGGAGUUGUUAGAGGGUGGCGCGUGCUCAACACUGGCUCCCCUAUUACCGUUCCUGUUGGUAGGGCUACCCUUGGUCGUAUAAUGAAUGUUAUUGGAGAGCCCAUCGAUGAGAAGGGUGACCUCAAAACCGAGCAUUACUUGCCCAUUCAUAGAGAAGCUCCUGCUUUUGUUGAUCAAGCAACUGAACAACAGAUUCUUGUUACUGGGAUCAAGGUUGUUGACCUUCUUGCACCAUACCAAAGAGGAGGAAAGAUUGGGUUGUUUGGUGGUGCAGGUGUAGGAAAAACUGUACUUAUUAUGGAACUUAUUAACAAUGUUGCAAAGGCUCACGGUGGUUUCUCCGUGUUUGCUGGUGUUGGAGAACGAACCCGAGAGGGUAAUGACUUGUACAGAGAAAUGAUUGAAAGUGGUGUCAUUAAGCUUGGUGAUAAGCAGAGUGACAGCAAAUGUGCUCUUGUAUAUGGUCAAAUGAAUGAGCCCCCUGGUGCUCGUGCUCGUGUUGGUCUUACUGGACUUACUGUUGCUGAACACUUCCGUGAUGCUGAAGGGCAAGAUGUGCUUCUUUUUGUGGACAACAUUUUCCGCUUUACCCAAGCUAACUCAGAGGUGUCUGCUUUGCUUGGUCGUAUUCCAUCUGCUGUUGGUUACCAACCAACCUUGUCUACUGAUCUUGGAGGUCUUCAAGAGCGUAUUACAACAACCAGGAAGGGUUCCAUUACCUCUGUCCAAGCUAUCUAUGUGCCUGCUGAUGACUUGACAGAUCCUGCUCCUGCUACCACCUUUGCUCACUUGGAUGCUACAACUGUGUUAUCACGACAGAUCUCCGAGCUUGGUAUCUACCCUGCUGUUGACCCCUUGGAUUCCACAUCUCGUAUGCUUUCCCCACUUAUUUUGGGUGAGGACCACUAUGAAACUGCUCGUGGUGUACAGAAAGUUCUUCAAAAUUACAAGAAUCUUCAAGAUAUCAUUGCUAUUUUGGGAAUGGAUGAGCUCAGUGAAGACGACAAAUUGACUGUUGCCCGUGCCCGUAAAAUUCAACGAUUCUUAAGCCAGCCUUUCCAUGUGGCUGAAGUCUUCACUGGUGCCCCAGGAAAAUAUGUUGAGUUGAAGGAGAACAUUAACAGCUUCCAGGGUGUGUUGGAUGGCAAAUACGAUGACCUCUCAGAGCAGUCAUUUUACAUGGUUGGCGGUAUUGAAGAGGUCAUUGCAAAGGCGGAGAAGAUUGCUAAGGAAUCAGCUGCAUCUUAAUCACAUACAGUCUUGUUCUCAUCUUAAUCCUUCUUUUAUAAUUGCUAAAUUUAAUAAUUUAGGAACUCUUCUUGGCUAUGCCAAACGACAAAAUUUUCCAUUUUUUUGGGUAUGAAAAUGUGUAAGGUUAUUAUUCCUUUCAAUUUCAUGUUGUUGCCGACUGUGAGAUGGAACCAAGGUCUGUGGCCAACUGCCCCCUUUUCUUCGGUUGUGUUAUUUAAUAAGGGGAAGAGGCAAGAGGAUGUACAUUUUUACUUUCAUGGUUGAGAAUGCUGGAUGCAUCAAUGCUAAAACUUAUAAUUGUUCCAUGUUAAUUGAUUUUUUCAGACGCAUGGUUCAGUACCGUCC